Messenger RNA from Bubalus bubalis (water buffalo), 1597 nucleotides. It is a transcript of the gene SEPTIN12, whose product is annotated as septin 12. The record is from RefSeq and is a predicted model, not a curated record. NCBI's taxonomy places the organism in Eukaryota, Metazoa, Chordata, Mammalia, Artiodactyla, Bovidae. The transcript has 9 exons. Gene Ontology annotation, biological process: cytoskeleton-dependent cytokinesis. Gene Ontology annotation, cellular component: septin ring; microtubule cytoskeleton; septin complex. The coding region runs from base 367 to 1452 and encodes 361 amino acids. Gene Ontology annotation, molecular function: GTPase activity; molecular adaptor activity; GTP binding.
UCUCUCCAUCUGUGUCCCCCCCGUGGGUCCAGCCCCUGGCUUUUGCCAGACGGGCCACACAGCUGUGGGAGCCUGCCUGGGCCGAGGGUGGGGGAGGGACAGAUUCCUGGGGCUGGUGCAUCUCAGAAAAGGGGUUCAGUCUCCCUUAAGAGGCAACGCCCCCAGGCACCCCUUGCCAAGCUCCAUGGGCCAUGGGGACUUAGCGAGGUACAUAGGUCAGGGGAUGUGAAGCGUGGGAAUGUCUGGGAGCAGGUCUCAGGAGUCAGGGUUCAGAGAUGAGAAUUCAGAUGGUCCCCCUCUUGAGCCCCAGCGACCCCCUUCUUCCCACCCUGACCCAGAUGACAGGCAUCGUUGUUCCUUGGCCCCAUGGAUCCCUUGAGGCAGUCCCCCUCACCCAGUUCAUCACGGGCCUCCAGCCCAAGGACCCUCUCCUGCGAGAGGCUUGGUUAUGUGGGCAUCGAGGCUGUGCUGGACCAACUCAAGAUCAAGGCUAUGAAGAUGGGGUUUGAGUUCAACAUCAUGGUGGUGGGACAGAGCGGGCUGGGCAAGUCCACCAUGGUGAACACGCUCUUCAAGUCCAAGAUAUGGAAGUCCACGAUGCCAGGUCUGAGGGUGCCCAUGCCCCAGACGCUGCAGCUGCACUCUGUGACUCACGUCAUCGAGGAGAAUGGCGUGAAGCUUAAACUGACCGUGACCGACACACCUGGCUUUGGGGACCAAAUCAACAAUGACAAGUGCUGGGACCCCAUCCUGGGCUACAUCAAUGAGCAGUACGAGCGGUACCUGCAAGAGGAGAUCCUCAUCACCCGCCAGCGACACAUCCCCGACACGCGAGUGCACUGCUGCAUAUACUUUGUGCCGCCCACCGGGCACUGCCUGAGGCCCCUGGAUCUUGAGUUCCUGCAGCGGCUCUGCCGGGCUGUGAACGUGGUGCCCGUGAUAGCCCGGGCCGACAGCCUGACCAUUGAGGAGCGAGAGGCCUUCAGGCACAGGAUCCAGGAUGACCUGAAGACUCACAGCAUCGAGGUGUACCCUCAGAAGUCCUUUGACGAGGAUGUCAAUGACAAGAUCCUCAACAGCAAGAUCCGGGAGCGGAUCCCCUUCGCUGUGGUCGGGGCCGACCGAGAGCACAUGGUGAACGGGAGGUGUGUCCUGGGCCGGAAGACGAAGUGGGGCAUCAUUGAAGUGGAGAACAUGGCCCACUGUGAGUUCCCCCUCCUGAGAGACCUGCUUAUCCGCUCCCACCUCCAAGACCUGAAGGAUAUCACCCACAAUGUCCACUAUGAGAACUACCGCAUCAUCAGACUGAAAGAAAGCCACGCACUGCCCCAAGGGCCCGGCUGGGUGAACCUGGCCCCUGCCCCAUCCCCUGCCCCCACGGGCACCCGGGCCAGUCCCGGGCCUGCGAAGAUGUGCCGGUGGGCCGAGGACAACUCAGAUGAGGAUUUCUAAAUGAGUGCUGGGUGGCCCCCCAACACGCAGCUGUGUACUCGAGCAUGUAUUAAAGGUGGACAUUGCUUUUUAUGAAAAGCUGUGCUUUGAAAACAUGAGGCAUUUUGUAAAUGACUUCUUUGAGCUAUCCUCCAAUAAAAGUAUG